Molecule: messenger RNA, 748 nt
Organism: Anolis carolinensis (green anole)
Lineage: Eukaryota; Metazoa; Chordata; Lepidosauria; Squamata; Anolidae
Gene: vmo1
Product: vitelline membrane outer layer 1 homolog
Exons: 3
Coding region: 63-674 (203 amino acids)
Source: RefSeq, a predicted model, not a curated record
UUCCCCGGUGCCAGUAUAAAGCCACGGGGAGGGCACUGGCCUGGCUAUUGCUGACCGCCGCCAUGGUCAAGCUCGUGGUCAGCGUCCUGGCCGGACUGGCGCUCCUGCUCUCGGGGUCCCUGGCGGACUACUCCCCUCCCCCGGACUAUGGCAUCGUGGCCAGGGUCAGCAACGGGGCGUCAAGGGGCGACUGGGGCUCGGAGGACAGGUGCCCCAAAGGGACCUUCGCCACCGGGUUCCGAACCAAGAUGGAGUCCUACCAGGGCCCCACCGUGGACGACUCGGCCCUCAACGGCAUCCGGCUCCUCUGCACGCGCGGCCUGAGCGGAGACGGACAGGAGGCCUACGCCGUGGAGUCCGAGAGUGGACAGUGGGGCGAGUGGUCGGAGGCGGCCUGGUGCCCCCCCGGGGGCCGGCUGGAGAGUUUUGCUCUGCGCGUGGAGGAGGAGCGGGGGUCCCCGCAGGACCGGAUGGGGGCCACCGGCGUGCGCUUCUUCUGCUCCGGGGGGGAGGUGCUGCAGGGCCCCGACCUGGGCUUCGGGGAGUACGGGACCCCCAGCGCCCACUGCCCCAAGGGCUUCUGCGGCAUCCAGACCCGGGUGGAGUCCCCCCAGGGGGUCUUCAGGGACGACUCCGCCCUCACCGACGCACAGAUGCUCUGCUGCACCCGAUGAGACACCCCCUCCCCACACCCUGGCCCCCCCUCACCUGAGACAGGGGCUUGCAAUAAAGGCGAGAGUGCCUCUGA